This is a messenger RNA of Dissoconium aciculare CBS 342.82, 207 nucleotides long. RefSeq names its product UPF0057-domain-containing protein. The transcript has a single exon. Lineage: Eukaryota; Fungi; Ascomycota; Dothideomycetes; Mycosphaerellales; Dissoconiaceae. The record is from RefSeq and is a predicted model, not a curated record. Bases 1 to 207 code for a protein of 68 amino acids. Gene Ontology annotation, cellular component: membrane.
AUGGCACGGCAAUCAUCUUCGUCCGAUGUGCUCCUCUAUCUGCUGGCAGUCUUCGUCCCGCCAGUCCCCGUGGCAUUGAAGGCGGGCUGUGGCGCCGAUCUGAUCAUCAACAUCGUCUUCACGCUUUUCGCGUGGAUCCCGGGUGUCGUUCAUGCCUGGUGGGUCAUUAGCAAGUACGAUCCGGCCAAGCAUGCUCCCAGGUACUAG